Molecule: messenger RNA, 2034 nt
Organism: Stylophora pistillata
Lineage: Eukaryota; Metazoa; Cnidaria; Anthozoa; Scleractinia; Pocilloporidae
Source: RefSeq, a predicted model, not a curated record
AAAUAUUCGGAAAGUUAUCAACCUUAGCCAAAACCGAGUAAAGUUUUUGCUUAACGUAACUCUUGCAACAUCAUGUCCAGUUGAUUUGCUUACGAAGAGAUUUGCCGUAACUAGAUUGUACUUUGGAAAUUGCGUCGCUUGGCAUGGUACUGAGACUCUAGAUCUUGCUACAAAACGAUCAGGAAACUAUUGGUGUAUAGACGUCAGGUGCUCCAUCUGCUACUACUGAAAAAAUUAUUUCGAGCGCUGGACCACGUCAGAGGAAAAUUCGUUUGAAACUCAACAUUUGUAUGAUUAGAUGUGGUCUUCAACAGGUAGAAGUGCCAUCCAAAGUCAACAUCUCUCUUUGCUCAGGAUUGUCUUGGCAUCGCGUGCAAGCUUUGCGUGGCAAUAAUCUACGACGUCUCAACGGAGCAAGGUGAAGAGUAACUAAACCAGUGGCGCUGGAAGGGAAGGUUAUAUGGGAAUGUAACGGUCGCUGUACAGCUACAUCGUUUUUACAUUGAGAUUCUGUUCGGUUUACAAACAUUGUACAUUUACAUUUUAGAAAUGUCCAAGACUGUACGAUUUGCGGUAGUUACGAGCAGGGAGUACGCAGAAGCUGUGGCCACUGACGUCCUCCAGAAACGACAGGAGAGAAAGCUCAAAAGUGAUAAAUCCAGUAAAGGAAAGAAGAAGCGAGGAAGUAGAAGACCAAAUCCUGCGCGAGGAAAAUCUGCAAAUAAAUUAAGAGUUGCUGGAGUCAACAGGGGAUUACUUUCAGAAUUUAUUAUCUUUAUGCUCCUGCAGGGAUUCAACUUAUUCAGUAACUCGUGGGUUUUAAAUGAAUCUCUUAGCGUUCUUAAUGAGGUCGAAAAGUACGAAAAAUAUCCCAACGUUUCCGCAAUGAACAAUACAGUUCCAGACCUCUGUGUUAGCGUGCAAUGGGCAAGAGAGAAGAUCAGCAACGAGAUAAAUCAUUUCUCAUCUGUGAUAUACGUAUAUUGUUUCUUCCUUGCCGUGUCUGCUUGUAUCUUCACUUUGCAUUUGCUAGCUUGGUUGUACACGCUCCAACUAUCUUUUAAUAGUCGGCGAUUUAACGCCAACACCCAAGAGACUUUGGUAAAGAUGAAGGUGUACUUUCUCAUCGCUGCCAGCCUGCUGCAAGACAUACCAAUGUCUACAAUUUCAGCAGAGCUGUAUUCUCUUCAACAAGGCCAGCAAGGCUUGGUUUGCUGGUUCUGUAAGGUUUCAGGCCUUUGUCCUGACGUGAAGCAGCUUGAAAGUAGGUUAAGCCGGGGCACGGCAGCCAUCUGGUUAACUUUUGCUGCGAUUGCGCUCACUUCUCUUUGGAAGGGCAUCUCAAGCUUUUACAGGUGGAGCCGAAUCGAUACAUGCGAAGCAUUCUAUUUGCGGGCAUGUACAGCUGUAUUUUCGGGAUUUCUGUACUGCAUCGUUAUACUCACGCCCGCAAUGACAGUGCUAAAAUAUCGCUACUUUGUCGAAAUAGACGGUGGGUUGCUUGAGGACCUUAUAGAUCGGGUCUACAUCAUCGGUGCCAUAUUUUGGGUUUUGGUUGUUGCUGUUAUUGUCUGUUGCCCUCUGCUGAAUCUUAUUAGAGUAACACAGUAACCAUUCUAUUCAAACCAUGUUUUUUUUUUUGGUGUAAGGGAAGCAAUGUUAAAGGAUCUUGCAAAUUUACGCUACAGAAUACACCUUUCAAUAGAUUUCUGACACUGAUAUUUUCUAAAAAUGCUCCCUUUGAAUCUGAAGUACAUAGCUUUUGAGAUAGCAAACAGAUUUUCGCGUCAAAUCGUUUCUUCAGUGAUAAAGUCAGAUACAUUUCGAAUGUUAGUAAUAUAUAUAUAGCGGUUGUAUUUCAAGAUGUAUGGGUAAAAUAAAAAUAGAUCUCUGUGGGGAUAAAAAAAACACAAUAUUUACAACGUAGUCAAGAAUCUUUCUUCUACACAUGACAAUUAAAUAAACAUUGAUUCUUAGGAAAACUUUACAAAGAAAAUUUCGUUGGGAUCUGCGAGUGUUACUGGUGCACAUCAA